Rotaria socialis is the source of this 1002-nucleotide messenger RNA. NCBI's taxonomy places the organism in Eukaryota, Metazoa, Rotifera, Eurotatoria, Philodinida, Philodinidae. The record is from the annotation of a GenBank genome assembly.
AUGGACAAUAAUAAAGAAACUUUACAAGAUGAAAAGUUAUUUGAAAAUGAAAAUUUCGGUUUAAGUAUUAUUGCACAAAAUGAAGAAGAUUUACAAUUAUUUGAAGAAAUUUGUUUGAAACAUUUUUUACCAAUAUCAAAAGAAAGUUCUCUUGUGUCAUCGCAAUGCACCCAAACUAUGAUUGAACAUUAUUUAACCACAGGUAUUAACUACCUCCGGAGUGAAUAUGUAAUGAUUAUUCUUUUAAAAAAUGUUCAAUAUACUGAACUAUCAUCUUUAUCGUACGAAAAAGAAUUUUCAUCCAAUAAAAAAUCAUAUAAAUAUAACGUCAGAAUUAUAAUUCAAAAUGAAAAUGAAUCAAACGAAGAAUUGAUUACUAAAAUUCGAGAUAAUCUUCUUGGCGAAAUAUUUUUUAUCGAUCGUGAUGAUCAUGAAUCCAUUCCAUCAAUAGUUGCACCGCGGCAGCCUCAAUUUGUGUCUAUUUCAGCUUAUAGUCAAAUAGCCUGUUGGUCGUUACCACGUCGACGGGAUUUGAAACGAUUUCAAAAAGAUCUAGGUGUUACUCACAUCUUAACCCUACAGAAUCAUCAUGAAGUUAGCCAAACAAAUAUUUGUAAUUUUAUCAAAUCAGCAGGUAUUGAAUCAUUACAUAUACCUAUUGAAGGUGCCAAUCUUCCAGUUUUCACAUCGUCACAAGCAACAAUCGAUAUGCUUACUGAACAAUUACCUACCGUUCGGGAUUUACUUUUGAAUAGUACCGUGACAGAACCCGUUAAAAUGAUCAUUCAUUGUGCAGCCGGUUUACAUCGAACUGGCACUAUUACAUAUUUACUUUUAAGACUAUGCCAUUUUACUGUUAAUCAAGCUCUAUUGAUUGUCAAUAGAACAAGAGCAAUAACAGCGAGACAAGUUGGAAAGAAGAGAAUUGACGCCGCUGAAUAUAAUCUCUUGGAGAAAAUUCUGCCGGAUUUAAAGAAAAAUAAAAUUGAUCCAGGUGAAUGA